Messenger RNA from Capsella rubella, 1819 nucleotides. RefSeq names its product probable WRKY transcription factor 32. Gene Ontology annotation, molecular function: DNA-binding transcription factor activity; sequence-specific DNA binding. The record is from RefSeq and is a predicted model, not a curated record. Gene Ontology annotation, biological process: regulation of DNA-templated transcription. The transcript has 5 exons. Bases 238 to 1659 code for a protein of 473 amino acids. Lineage: Eukaryota; Viridiplantae; Streptophyta; Magnoliopsida; Brassicales; Brassicaceae.
AUUAACGCCCCCUUCUCUCUCUUUCUUCUUUUGCUUUAUAGAGUUUAUAGAGAGAGAACAGAGAAAGGGGAGACAAAACGCAGCGUUUGCUUUCAGAGAUCAGUCGGUCGGAAAGCGGCUUCCUUUUCUAUUUUUUUUUUGGUUGCCUAGAGAAUUUGUUCGUUUCUUUUUUACUUCUCUCCGACAAAAACCCACGAGGAGAAAGAGAGAAACAAAGACAAUAGAAUCCGUCCGUCUAUGGAAGACUCUGUUAUCGACGAAACUGAGGUUUACGCGGUGGAGAAGAGCACACCCGAGACAGAGAAGAGUGAGAAACUGGAGCCGGAGAAGGAACUUCAUAACGGACUGAGUCAACUCAGAGACGAUGAAUCACUUGGGACUAUCGGUGAGGAUAUGGAAGAUUUACAUCAUGAGGCUGUACGAGAAACCCUAGACAAGGAUCAGGUUGAAGGUGUUCGUGAAAAUUCUUCUGUGGAACCUAAUGGUGAAGAUUUAGUAGUAGUUAAGGAGACGGAUUGCGCCAAGGAAACCGUAGUAAGUACGAUUGUGCCGGUUGAGGAAGUAGAAGAAAACCUUGAGGUAGAAAUAUCUCCUUGUCUGACUGCAUCUUCAGAUUCGAUUACGGUGAAGCCUUCUCUAUCUUCGGAUCCAACAACAGCUUCAGCUGCACAAGGUUUAUCACUGGUUUCAGUUCCAGCUAAACAGGAGCAAAGAUCUGAUUCUCUGGUGGUUAACAGAUUAUCAGUUUCUCCUGUUCCGAGGACACCGGCUCGUGAUGGUUACAAUUGGAGAAAAUAUGGACAGAAGCAGGUUAAGAGUCCCAAGGGCUCACGGAGCUACUACAGGUGUACGUAUUCUGAAUGUUUUGCUAAAAAAAUUGAAUGCUCCAAUGAUUCAGGCAAAGUGGUAGAGAUUGUUAACAAAGGUUUGCAUAGUCAUGAACCUCCCAGGAAGAAUAGCUUUUCCUCGAGAGAAAUUAGAGCUGCAUCAGCAAUACGACCUGUUUCAAAGGAUAAUACAGUAGUAGAAGAGCUAACAAUAGUACCUAGUGGUUCAGAUCCGGCUGCUUCUGCUAAAGAGAACAUCUGUGAGUCGCAACCAUUCAUUGAACGGAAGAGACAUUGUGAGAACGAAGCGGUGGACGAACCAGAGCCAAAACGAAGACUGAAAAAAGAAAACUCACAAAGUUCAGAUUCUGUCUCCAAACCUGGCAAGAAAAAUAAAUUCGUAGUACAUGCAGCUGGUGAUGUUGGGAUCUGUGGUGAUGGAUACAGAUGGCGUAAAUAUGGGCAGAAAAUGGUGAAAGGAAAUCCUCAUCCAAGGAACUACUACCGAUGUACUUCUGCGGGAUGUCCUGUUCGUAAACACAUUGAGACAGCAGUAGAGAACAAGACAGCUGUAAUAAUCACAUACAAAGGAGUACACAACCACGACAUGCCGGUGCCUAAGAAACGCCAUGGCCCUCCUAGCUCAAUGCUUGUUGCUGCAGCCGCUCCAACAUCAAUGAGAACCAGGACAGACGAUCAGGUAAACAUUCCCACUUCAAGCCAGCGCAAAAGCGAGAAGCAGAGCAAUGAAGCAGUAGAUGUUGGUGGCGAGAAAGUGAUGGAAUCAGCUCGGACUUUGUUAAGCAUUGGAUUCGAAAUCAAGCAAUGCUGAUUAUAUGUAAUUUUAUGAGUUUAGAGAGUUCAUAGACUCAAUUUUUCGCCUACUUGUUCUUGUUAUAUAAAAAUAAACACACCAUGACGAUAACCAUAAGUAUUAGUAGUGGUUUGGUUGAAAUAAUGUUCAAUUAUCAAGUAAAAUACGUUGACAUGUC